Molecule: messenger RNA, 1413 nt
Organism: Symbiodinium sp. CCMP2592
Lineage: Eukaryota; Dinophyceae; Suessiales; Symbiodiniaceae
Source: the annotation of a GenBank genome assembly
AUGCCGGCCGUGACUAUGCCGGAUAUCCCAUCUGCAAUGCACCCUCUCUGGGACGUGAUUUCGGAGGAGUGCAGUGCCUCAUGCCUCACACUUCUCGAGCCGCACGUUGGAGUCUUUGUGCGGACCGCAGACAUUGCGGGACAGCAGGGCAUGGAGAAGUUGCGCGCCUUUCUUCGCUGCUUGGGUGGAUUGCACAACCGCGCUGAGCAUGCAGAACGUGCAGCGCGUCACUGGCAGAGUUUAUGGGAAGAGUCUUUUCGCAAGAUCUUGGACGUGCGCCGGACAGCAGACAGUUCCAGUCUUGGCCAUGAAGUGCAGGUUUCUGAUCUUCUCACAGCCCUGAGCAGCACCAACCGCGAGCGACAGAGACUGGCCAAAGAGCUGGAGAGCAUGCAGCGAACCUUCCAGUCCGCGACGGACACACAACUUUGGCAUCGAUACGGCCAAGAGCUCCAACUCAGGCAGCUGUGGGGUGCUACUUCCGAGCAGUUCAGUCACUGUGCGAUGCUUCAGCGGCAGCUGGCUGCCGAAGCGGCCGUCACCAAGCAGCUCCGCAGGGAGCUUCUUGAGGCGCAGCAAAACCACAGCAUGGCCGAAGCCAAGCAUGGCGAUGCGGACGCACGUGCCAAAGAAGCCGAGCGCUACGCACAAGGAGCAAAGGACUUUGUCCACAAGCAGGUCGACGAUGCACUGAACUCGCAGUGGAACCAGUUCCAGGAAGAGCUGGAGUUGGAAAGGAAGGGCUGGCGGAAGGAUGCGGCCGAAGCUAUUCCAUUGCCCUUGGCAAGAGAGGUGCUGGCUGCCUACUCGGACCUUUGGCGCUGCACCUCUGGCCAGGUCCCUGGCCGGCACAGAGCCCAGGCGGAACGAGCAUUGAGGCGUCUUCGGGAUCUUGAUGCCUACGCCGUGCUGCUUCCGCCCCAGGAUGAGAUACUGCAGGAGCCUCUGCGGCGGGCGGUCGGUGAGGCCGACGCAAAAAGUAUGGCAGAGGCCCUGGUGGAAGAGCUGCAGCAGUGUCACACGCCUGCUCAAAAGUCGAAGAACGACUUGAGCGGCUGGGGCGCAACAUCGACGAAAAGCUCGCACCCGCGAAGUCACGUGCCACUGCGUGCCCGGACAAUGAUUAUGGCCUCCGAGAAUCGGCCGGGGCUGCCCGAGUCCGUGGAUCUCCGCGGCUGCAACGGCCUCGAAGUCCUUGCUGUCAAGCUCGCCCUGUGUUCUGAGAACCAUCACCGUGAUGAGCGACACGAACAUCGUGCCUCUACUUGCGAUUUACAACCUCACCAAAGCCGCGUCAAGGUCCUCUACAACGGAGAAGUUCAAAAGGUGGGAGGAACUGGUGGCAAGAUUCACACCAUCUCCAGAGUUGGCCUCUCAGAGCAAGUUGUUGCUCGGAGAUUGAAUCGCGCAUGA